CGGUCAAUAGGAUGGACCCCUCCCCUGAAACAGCUCUCGGUCGCCGGACAUCGGAGAUGUCAGAUGAUGGAGGGAACUGGGACCAGUUUAUCCGCCAAGCCAGCUGUUGACCCGUGGCCUUCUGCUCUCCAGGAGGUGACCUCAUGAUGAUGCCGAUUCAAUGUGUGUAGGAGGCUUCUGGCAUGCGAUACCCAUCCUUGUGUACGGAGAGAGACCCGUGCUGACCGAGAUGGCCAAAGGAAGAGGACGACCUCUGCUGUCUCCACAGGGUUUCCUCAUUGGGACUCCAGUGAAGUAGCCAUGAAUGGUGACUCUGGAAGUCAGGAUUCACUACAAGACAAUUCAGACUGGAGGGAAUUCUGUGAAGUCCAGGCUCGUGCGGCUGCUUCUGAUUUUGCCCAGAAAUUCCGGAUAUUUAUAAGUGAGAAUCCUCAUUACGAUUCCUCGGGAAUAGAAACCAAUUUCUUGCAGCACUUUGCUUCCCAUUUUGUGGUGUAUUUUGCGAGAGAAGUGAGCGGGCCCUAUCUCUCGGACUCUCCGGCCAAGUGUAGCGUUGCUCCCGCCUCUGACAUUCGGAGCUGCCGACAGCCAGCCCGGGCAGCAGUCCUCCAGAGGAAAGCACACUCCGACUCCCUCCCACGAGGGGAUAACGCAUCAAACGCCCGUAGCUACUUGAGGCAUCAGCAAGUCUGCAACAUGUCCAACCUGGGCCACUCCCGCAGUUCGGAGGAUGUCUCUCUCAGCGCUUCAGCCAGGCCCAAAUUUAAGAAGGGGUUUUCUCUGCGAAAUAUGAGCAUGUGCGUAGUGGAUGGGAUGAAGGAGAUGCUGCAGUGGAGGUCCUCAGCCGAGCCUCUGCUGGGGGCAAGGCCUGAGGGAGAGGAAGACUCUGCAGGGAGUAGACUUGACAGCGAAGCCCACGACCGAUUGAGCCAGAAACUUGAGCGUUUGCGUUUAACCAAGCUGUCCUCGUCCAAAGUGGAGCUGCAGGACAUCCAGAGGGAAGGCAUGCUGCGCUACAUGCUGGCCGAUGACAACAGCCUCAGCAGCUCGCACUGGCACAAGUGCCGUGUGCUGCUCCGCAAAGCCGUGGGAAUCGAAGAAGAGAGAUUCAUCCUGGAAUUUUACGCACCACCCAAGUCAACAAAGUCACGGGUCAGUAUCCCGCUCUCUGCCAUCGUGGAGGUCCGCACCACCAUGCCGCUAGAAAUGCCGGACAGAGACAACACCUUUGUGCUGAAGGUGGAGAAUGGUGUGGAGUACAUCCUGGAGACCAUUGACUCGCUGCAGAAACACUCGUGGGUGGCUGACAUACAGGACUGCAUGGACCCAGGGGACAGUGAAGAGGACUUGGAACUGACUUCCCUCCAACCUGCUGCGACCGUGGCUGGCAGAGAAUCUCCCUCCAUCCCCCCCUGCACCUGUGCCUUUACCCUUGACUCACCCGCCCAAGCCCCGGACACGACCUGCACUGACCCUGAUUCCGCACCCAUCGAUUCACCCGUCAGACCAAAGGACGUCUCAGUGCAGCAACCCCUCGCUCACGUUCCACUGGAGAACUUCCUCCAGACUCUGCAUUCAGAGACUCCAAGUACUGCAGUAUUCACAGAUGCGACGGAGCAGCCUGCGUUGGAGAGCCAGCUGUGCAGCUACCCCUGGUUCCACGGGACAUUGCCGCGGGUGAAGGCAGCCCAGCUGGUGCUGGCCGGCGGCAAGCGGAGCCACGGCCUCUUCGUCAUUCGGCAGAGUGAGACGCGGCCAGGAGAGUAUGUGCUCACCUUCAACUUCCAGGGGAAAGCCAAGCACCUUCGCCUGUCGGUGAACGAAACAGGCCAGUGCCACGUCCAGCACCUCUGGUUCCAGUCCAUCCUUGAUAUGCUCAAACACUUCCAUACCCAUCCCAUUCCCCUGGAGUCUGGAGGUUCUGCCGACAUCACGCUCCGCACCUACGUCCUGGCCACUCAAUCCUUUUCAGAAAUGAGUGCACCUUCACCCAGUGCCCCAAUGCAACCCAACUCCAGGAGUGACGUCUUUCAGACCCAACACUACUUUACCAGCGCUCUAGCUGGGAACCUUCAAGCCGUUGCCCAGGCUGAAGACCCAUCAAUGGCCCACAGGCUGGAGGCUGCUGUCACUGCGCACAACUCGGAGCGGCUACUGCAACCUCCGGCUGUCAUCUCACAGGACUACCAUGAUGGUGAUGGGACAAGGAACCGAAUACGAGCUGUGGAGAAUCAGUAUUCUUUUUACUAACACAAAGGAGUGCAAUAAGGCAAACCUGGGAACAAACUUGAGGACAGGGUUACCUGCUUAGCAAGGAAGUGACAUGUUGACGAUCAGUCUCCCUCUUUGACUACUCGUGUUGAAAGCCAACAUACUGCUCAGACCAAGUGUUUAAUGUGAAUUGCAAGGUGAUUGAUGCCAUUUCUGGUUCAGGCCCAGACGGCAAAGAUUAACUUGAUUAAAUCCAUUCUUUCUAUAUAUUGGUUUCAACGUUGACUGUAAAGAAGCAGCUUUGAUGGACUGUGUACACAAUGGAUAGGGUUGAAAUGUUUUAUAUCAUAAUUUGUGUCUGAUGUUGAUCUUUCCUGUGAGCUGAUAAAUUAUUGCUAGUACUGCAACUGGUGAAAUCCUC
Molecule: messenger RNA, 2632 nt
Organism: Leucoraja erinaceus (little skate)
Lineage: Eukaryota; Metazoa; Chordata; Chondrichthyes; Rajiformes; Rajidae
Product: SH2B adapter protein 2
Exons: 10
Coding region: 301-2250 (649 amino acids)
Biological process (GO): intracellular signal transduction; antigen receptor-mediated signaling pathway
Cellular component (GO): plasma membrane
Molecular function (GO): transmembrane receptor protein tyrosine kinase adaptor activity
Source: RefSeq, a predicted model, not a curated record